Molecule: messenger RNA, 1122 nt
Organism: Cylindrotheca closterium
Lineage: Eukaryota; Bacillariophyta; Bacillariophyceae; Bacillariales; Bacillariaceae
Source: the annotation of a GenBank genome assembly
AUGCAGUCAAUACUGGCUUUCGCUCUGCUACUAUUCCUGUGCACCACUGGAGCAUUAUCAUUGACGAUUGGAUCCAAGCCAAAGAUAGCAAAAGUUUCAGCGGGUCCUCUGCAAAUUUCAACUUUGGGAUGCGGAACAUGGUCGUGGGGAAAUCGGCUGUUGUUUGACUACGACCCGUCCCAAGAUGAAGAAAUAUACGAGGCUUACAAAGAGGUUCGGGAUGCAGGAGUGACGAUUUUCGAUACUGCUGACUCGUAUGGAACCCUAGAUCUGAAUGGACGUGCUGAACAGCUCUUGGGAGAGUUUGAAAGGAGGUAUCAAAGUGACGUUGCCGAAUCCAACAAAGAGAAAAAUUGGUGGGAUUUUGGCUCGGCCCAAGCGAAUGACAAUGAACAGCAAGUGGCCACGAAAUUGGCACCUUAUCCAUGGAGAGUAACAAGUUCCAGUUUUGUCAAGGCAGCUGAAGGAAGUCUUCGUCGCCUGCAACAGCCUCAACUUGCGGUUGCUCAACUUCAUUGGAGUACGUCCAAGUAUCAACCCUUCCAAGAAAAGGCUUUGUGGGCAGGUGUGGCUGAUAUUUACGACAAGGGUCUAGCAAAGUCCGUUGGCGUAUCAAACUUUGGUCCGAUCCAACUUCAAAAGGUUUCCGAUUACAUGAAGGAGCGAGAAGUCCCUCUUGCUGUCGCACAGAUCCAAUAUUCUCUCAUGACCUACGGCGAAGCAAAGGAAAUGAAUUCGGCUUGCGAUGAUAACAAUUGUCGACUUAUAUCAUAUUCUCCUCUCUGUUUGGGAUUGCUGACGGGCAAGUACAACUUGGACAAUCUUCCCAAGAGUAGCGCGAGAAAACAGCUAUUCCGAGAACUACUUCCUGGAGCACAAGAUCUGCUGGGAACCUUGAAUGCUGUCGCUGGCGAAUACGGCAAGUCGCAGACCCAAGUCGCAAUCAACUGGGCCAUUUGCAAGGGAACCGUGCCAAUUCCGGGAUGUAGGACGUUGCAGCAAGCUCGAGAGAAUCUCGGAGCCACUGGUUGGACCCUCAAGCCCGAUGCCGUGGCAGAGUUAGACAAUGCCGCUUUGAGCGUGGGCAAGCCAAUGAUUCAAAACAUCUUUCAAACAAAGUAA